AAACUCAUCUGUACUCAGAGACCGUUCUCAGAUCGAACAGUCCGGAGUUGAGUUCAGAGCCGCUCGAGCUGUUGUGCGGACUCGACAUUCCAUCGCUACUGGGACUUCAAGCAGUCAACCCCGUUUUUGUGCACGUACACACACACCCACCAACCAACCAACACACGCCACUAUCUAUCCGUCAUACAUUUAAAAACAUACAAAAAGUACAUAUUUUUUACAUUCACAUCGAUCUAAUUUCCUUAACCAACCGCAAACAUGUCCGACGAUGAGGAACAAUACUCGGGUAGGGCGUCCCAAAAGGACUCCGGGGAGAAUCCUGAAUUUAUGAAGAGGCAAGAACAGAAGAGAAGCGAUCUCGAUGAACAACUUAAGGAAUACAUCGCGGAAUGGAGAAAGCAAAGAGCCAAGGAAGAGGAGGAGCUCAAACGGCUCAAGGAAAAACAAGCUAAGCGCAAGAUCACUCGCGCUGAUGAGGAAAAAAGAUUGGCUCAGAAGAAGAAGGAAGAGGAGGAACGUCGUCAACGUGAAAUUGAGGAAAAGAAACAACGCGACAUAGAAGAAAAGAGACGACGCCUCGAGGAAUCUGAAAAGAAACGUCAAGCUAUGAUGCAAGCGAUGAAGGAUCAAGCAAGCAAGAAAGGACCUAACUUUACCAUUACCAAGAAGGACCUCGCGGGUAAUCUUUCAUCCGCCCAAUUGGAACGCAACAAGACGAAGGAACAACUCGAGGAAGAGAAAAAGAUAUCUUUGAGUAUUCGUAUCAAACCAUUAGAAAUUGAGGGUUUGUCGAUCGAUAAAUUACGUUACAAGGCCACCGAACUAUGGGAUGCUAUCGUUAAACUAGAAACCGAGAAGUACGAUCUCGAGGAGAGACAAAAACGUCAGGAUUACGAUCUCAAAGAGUUGAAGGAACGUCAGAAACAACAGUUGAGGCAUAAGGCUUUGAAGAAAGGACUCGAUCCUGAGGCUCUUACUGGCAAGUAUCCACCGAAGAUCCAAGUUGCAUCGAAAUACGAACGUCGCGUUGAUACCAGGUCCUACGAUGACAAAAAGAAACUUUUCGAGGGUGGUCUGACCGAACAGCAAAAGGAAAUCAUGGAAAAACAAUGGACCCAACAAAAAGAACAGUUCCUUGGUCGUCAAAAGACGAAAUUGCCGAAAUGGUUCGGCGAGAGGCCCGGAAAGAAAGCUGGCGAUCCAGAAUCACCGGAAGGUGAAGAAGAUGUCAAAGCUGCGGCUGAUGACGACCUGGAGGAACCACAAUUCGAUGAAGAAGAAGAGGAGGAGGAAGAGGAGGAGGGUGAGGAGAAGGAAGAAGGCGAAGAAGAGGAAGAGGAAGAGGAGGAAGAGGAGGAAGAAGAGGAAGAAGAGGAGGAGGAAGAGGAAGAAGAAUAA
This is a messenger RNA of Polistes canadensis, 1398 nucleotides long. RefSeq names its product troponin T, skeletal muscle (gene TpnT). The transcript has 13 exons. Gene Ontology annotation, cellular component: troponin complex. Gene Ontology annotation, molecular function: tropomyosin binding. Gene Ontology annotation, biological process: muscle contraction; sarcomere organization; regulation of muscle contraction. NCBI's taxonomy places the organism in Eukaryota, Metazoa, Arthropoda, Insecta, Hymenoptera, Vespidae. The coding region runs from base 259 to 1398 and encodes 379 amino acids. The record is from RefSeq and is a predicted model, not a curated record.